CUCAGGCAGCACAGCACCUGGCAACCCUGGGGAACUACAGUUCAGUGGCAAAGUGACAAGCAAAAAUACGAAAAUGGUUCUGGAGAGUACUAUGAUAUGCUUUGAUAACAGCGACUAUCAGCGCAACGGAGACUACUUUCCAACCCGUCUCAACGUCCAGAAAGAUGGCAUCAAUCUGGUCUGCCUGACCAAGCUGCGUUCCAAUCCCGAGAACAAUGUGGGCCUGAUGACUCUGUCCAACACCGUAGAAGUGCUGGCCACUCUUACUAGCGAUGUAGGGCGUAUUUUCUCAAAGAUGCAUCUCGUUCAGCCGAAGGGCGAGAUAAACCUCCUGACCGGAAUACGAAUUGCCCAUCUGGUGCUAAAGCAUCGCCAAGGCAAGAACCACAAGAUGCGCAUCGUGGUCUUUGUGGGCUCCCCCAUCAAUCACGAGGAGGGCGAUCUAGUGAAGCAGGCCAAGCGCCUCAAGAAGGAGAAGGUCAACGUAGACAUAGUUAGCUUCGGCGAUCAUGGCAACAACAACGAGACUCUCACAGCAUUCAUCAACGCGCUAAACGGCAAGGACGGCACCGGCUCCCAUUUGGUCAGCGUACCUCGGGGAUCCGCUUUGUCGGAUGCCCUGUUGUCGUCACCCAUCAUCCAGGGCGAGGACGGCUUGGGCGGAGCUGGUCUGGGCGGCAACGUCUUCGAAUUCGGUGUAGAUCCAAAUGAGGACCCCGAACUGGCUCUCGCCUUGCGUGUGUCUAUGGAGGAGCAAAGGCAGCGCCAGGAGAGCGAGCAACGUCGCGCCAAUCCCGAUGGGGCUCCGCCGACUGGCGGAGAUGCUGGUGGCGGAGGCGGCGUUUCGGGAUCUGGACCUGGAAACGAAGAAAGUGCAGGAGCAGAGAACGAAGCCAACACCGAGGAGGCCAUGCUGCAGCGUGCCCUGGCUCUGUCCACCGAAACACCCGAGGACAACUUGCCGGACUUCGCUAACAUGACUGAGGAGGAACAGAUUGCCUUCGCUAUGCAGAUGUCCAUGCAGGAUGCUCCCGACGACACUGUUACCCAGCAAGCAAAGCGCCCAAAGACGGACGAGGCGAACGCCCCCAUGGACGUGGACGAAGACUAUUCGGAGGUGAUCGGGGACCCGGCCUUCUUGCAGAGCGUGCUGGAGAAUCUACCUGGUGUUGAUCCCCAGUCGGAGGCGGUGCGCGAUGCUGUCGGUUCACUCAACAAGGACAAGGACAAAAAGAGCGACGGCAAGGACUCGCAGAAAAAAUAAACCGCAUCUAUGAUUAUAUCUAAUAAGCUCGUUUAAAGCAUUUGUAUGCCCAUUAAAAUCAUUUGUAGCCCUCUUUCAAAUUAUGCUUCAAGUGAAAAUAUAUAAACAAAUACACACGAAAUGCUGCUGCCUUAA
Molecule: messenger RNA, 1399 nt
Organism: Drosophila sechellia
Lineage: Eukaryota; Metazoa; Arthropoda; Insecta; Diptera; Drosophilidae
Gene: Rpn10
Product: regulatory particle non-ATPase 10
Exons: 3
Coding region: 74-1264 (396 amino acids)
Biological process (GO): proteasome-mediated ubiquitin-dependent protein catabolic process
Cellular component (GO): proteasome regulatory particle, base subcomplex; cytosol; nucleus
Molecular function (GO): polyubiquitin modification-dependent protein binding
Source: RefSeq, a predicted model, not a curated record